Diceros bicornis minor is the source of this 808-nucleotide messenger RNA. RefSeq names its product chromosome 10 C2orf76 homolog (gene C10H2orf76). The record is from RefSeq and is a predicted model, not a curated record. The coding region runs from base 124 to 504 and encodes 126 amino acids. NCBI's taxonomy places the organism in Eukaryota, Metazoa, Chordata, Mammalia, Perissodactyla, Rhinocerotidae. The transcript is spliced from 7 exons.
GCGCACGCGCAGGGAGGAGGCGAAGGGGACGCCGGGAGCAGUUCUUCUUGUGCACAUAUGUGAGAGCUUCCCUAGGGUACCUAUCUAUGAGUGAGAUUGCUGGAUCGAAAGGAGUUUCUUCACAUGGCUUCUGAAGAAGUGACCGUUACAGUUCGCCUCAUUCGUUCCUUUGAGCAUCGCAAUUUCAAACCUGUAGUUUAUCACGGAGUUAAUUUGGAUCAAACUGUAAAGGAAUUUAUAGUAUUUCUAAAGCAAGAUGUCCCUUUAAGGACCAGCCUGCCACCACCAUUCAGAAAUUAUAAAUAUGAUAAACUAAAGAUUAUUCAUCAAGCACAUAAAUCAAAGACAAAUGAACUUGUGUUGAGUUUGGAAGAUGAUGACAGACUCCUGUUGAAAGAAGACAGCACUCUGCAAGCAGCUGGAAUCGCCAAUGAAACUGAAAUUGCAUUCUUCUGUGAAGAAGAUUAUAAGAACUUCAAAGCUAAUCCCAUUUCAUCCUGGUGAAAACGGCACGGGCUUCCUUUUUGCAUACCUGUAUUAAGUUCUUUAUUCCACUACUGAGUUUUUGAAAUUGACAAAUAAACUUAAAAAAUUAAUCCCAGGCUCUACUAUUUGAGCUAAAAUCGGUGGUGUUUUUUUCUCUCUGCAGGUCUCAUUUUUUCUUUCUUUCUUGUUGUAAAAUAAUAUAUUUAUUUAUGAGAAAAACAUUUGAUUUUUUUUAAAGUGAAAGAAUUAUUCAAAAAUCAUCGUGGAAUAUCGGUUCUUUAGUCAUAAUUUGUUUUUCUGAAAUUAGAGGUUAUUUUGGUGA